Molecule: messenger RNA, 753 nt
Organism: Rhopalosiphum maidis (corn leaf aphid)
Lineage: Eukaryota; Metazoa; Arthropoda; Insecta; Hemiptera; Aphididae
Product: cytochrome P450 4g15-like
Exons: 5
Coding region: 1-753 (250 amino acids)
Molecular function (GO): monooxygenase activity; heme binding; iron ion binding
Source: RefSeq, a predicted model, not a curated record
AUGGCCUCCAAAAUCGGCGAAAUCAAUACGGCCCUAGCGUUCUUGGACUACGCAUUCCAGGAAUUCCAGACCAUUCUGGACCAGAUUGUAGCAAUCGAAAACGCCUCGAACGAAGCUGACGAAUCAGCAAACUUGUCAACGGACUUGUCAGCUUCAUUCAAGGCGUUUUCGAUUGCUACGAUCUGGUCCAGGAUGAGCAUCAGAAUUGGAUUCUUUAAAAGUAGCAAAACCGUGGAUGUACCCAAUUAUAUUAUAUUUUUAUUUUCACAAUAUCUGAAACUGAAAGGAGAUUUCAAUGUAAUUAAUACCUUACAAAAAUUACCGUUAAAAGAUCAAGUUUAUCAUGAAAUUUACGACAUAUUAGGUGACGACGAUGAAACAAUUAAUAAUAUGGUUCUGCCAAAAGGAACCACGUGUUACUUAUGUCCAUUAGCCACUCAUCGUGAUUCGGUAUCGUAUCCAUAUUCUAAUAGUUUUGAUCCGGAAAACUUCGAUAUUGAAAAUAUUGCAAAACGGCAUAAAAAAAGUUUUAUCGGUUUUAGCGGUAACCCAAGAGGUUGUAUUGGAUCUAAGUAUACUAUGCUGUCAAUGAAAGUUCUGCUAUCUACAUUCUUGCGAAACUUCAGUAUCCAUACGGAUUAUACAUUUAACGACAUCAAAUUGAAAUUAGAUUUGUUAUUGAGAAGUGCUAAUGGUUAUCCUGUAACUAUUCGAAGAAGAAAUAGGAGACCAAUAAAUAAAUUAAAUGACUAA